UCGGGAUGAGUCUUACUUGACUCUGCUCCUGAUUUAACUAUUGCGCGAAGGAUCCGACUCCUUAUGGGAUGAUUCAGAAUUCUUGUUCGUUGCUACGUAGCGUAAGCUUCUCGAUAGGUCUAUGUGCAGGCUUGUUUUUUUACUUUCUUGGUGGGUUCUCAGGAAUUUUUUCCGAGUACCUAACAAUAGCUUGUGUGACAUGAGCGACAUGUGACUAGUUAUCACUUAUCUUCAUGCAUGCAAUCAUCAUGCCUAAUAUUGCCUGAAGCAUGCUUGAUUUUGUUGAAGUACUACACUACACAAUGUCCUUUAUGGCGGUGUAAGAAGACUAAAGAAAGUAAAGCAGCUAAAGAUCAAGCAUUGUAAUGAUUGAGAUCUCUGUGGCAAACUGUCAGGGUCUAUUUAACACCAUGGCCAGCGACCGUUACAGAUGUCAGGCAGGACUAGAGACAGAUGAUAUAGAUAGAUCGCGGGAGCUCAAUAAUUUCCGUCCCCAGAUCAAAGUAACAUCGGCCUUAGUAUCUACUAACAGGGGUAUCGAGGUGGGUAAUUCCGGAACCACCAGAAACUUUAGUGUAGUAGUGCUCCGUACUGUAGUGUAGGAGGGCUCUCGUUUAGUCUGGCGUAAACGGCGUAUUGUCGUAUUGCUUCCGGAGAGAAUACGCACGG
This is a messenger RNA of Aspergillus vadensis CBS 113365, 669 nucleotides long. RefSeq lists its product as uncharacterized. The record is from RefSeq and is a predicted model, not a curated record. The transcript has a single exon. The annotation marks the transcript as partial. Lineage: Eukaryota; Fungi; Ascomycota; Eurotiomycetes; Eurotiales; Aspergillaceae.